Messenger RNA from Elgaria multicarinata webbii, 2347 nucleotides. Its product is annotated as lateral signaling target protein 2 homolog. The record is from RefSeq and is a predicted model, not a curated record. Lineage: Eukaryota; Metazoa; Chordata; Lepidosauria; Squamata; Anguidae. Gene Ontology annotation, biological process: negative regulation of epidermal growth factor-activated receptor activity. The coding region runs from base 47 to 1567 and encodes 506 amino acids. Gene Ontology annotation, molecular function: metal ion binding. The transcript has 13 exons. Gene Ontology annotation, cellular component: early endosome membrane.
GAGAGCGAGGGUGCUUUCUCCGGCCGCUGCGCGCCUAGCCCGAGCCAUGCUGCCCGCUGCUGUCCGGAGGUGGCUGCACAGACCCAAGCGUUCUGAUCCCAGACUACUAUCACAGUUUUUUUACGCUGAUGAGCGAGUGACUCAAGUGGUAACGGAAAUCAACUGCCUGGAUGUAGAGACAGAUGCUCAGCAAUACCUGGCGCUACUAAACCAAUUGCAUGUUAGUCAGGCUGAACUGCUGGCCAUCAUAGAGCAAAUCAUGGAUGAGUGCAUCCCCAAGGAACGUCAUGGCCGUGACUAUGUCAUCAAAUUCCCUGAAGACCUUCUCGUGGACAACCUCCGGAACCACCUGCUCUUUGCUGCUGAGUGUCUGAUGGCGCGCACCUAUAUUGAUGUGGAAGAGGCAGACGGGAUACGGCUACGACCACUGGCCAAGGAUCUGCUGUGCAGCUUGGAGUUGGUGCGGACGGUACUCCGGGAGCAAAGCCUGAGCCAACCUGGGCCCUUUUCAGAGCCUAUCCGUAGGGCUUUGAUCCGCUUUGAUGCACUCUUUGCUGAGUUUGAGCUGAGCUACGUGUCGUCGCUAGUCUCGGUGAAGUCACCUGAAGAGAUCUAUAGGCAGCAAGAAAUUGUUGUGCUCUUCUGUGAAACUGUGGCCAGAGCUUUGAAAUGUGGCUACUUGACUCAGGAGAUGAUUGAUGGGUAUGAGCCCCAGCUGAUGUUCACCAUUCCCCGCCUGGCCAUUAUUAGUGGUCUCCUGAUCUAUCCAGAUGGACCCCUGAACUUGGACCGGAGGCCUGAGGAGAUAUCCCGAGUCUUCAGCCCCUUUUAUGUCUUGCUUAGAAAAAUCAGGGACUUGCUGCGUGUGCUGUCCAAGGAAGAGCUUUACAAGUUGGAGAAACGCGUGCUGAAUCAAAGCGCUGCGGAUUCACAGACCUUCAUUGAUGUGGACUCUCCUGAUUUCCGGGGCUUUGCGACUUCAUGCGGCUGCCCACCUGUCCGAAGUAGCACCCAGGUAGCAGCAAUCACAGACGUUCCACAGAAUGCCCGGUGGCUGGAACUGCGAGCCCGUUACAACAAUACAGAGGACAUGAUACACACAUUGUUUGUCUGCAUCUCUGGAGUGGCAGACCAGCUCCAAACCAACUUUGCAAGUGACCUGCGUGCCAUUCUGAAGAGUGUGUUUAAGAUUGUGACAUCGCGGACAGAGGAACUGGAGGUGACAGACACAGGCCAGAUGGAAGUCUGUUUGGCACCAACAGCUCCUCACCUGGCAGACUGUGCUCUCUGCUCCAAUAGCAGGGAAGGCACUGGGAGAGAAGAUGCCUUGGUGCCACCAGACUGGGUGCCAGACAGCACUUGCAGCCACUGCAUGGCUUGCCACGCGUCCUUCACCUUUCUUCGUCGAAGGCACCACUGCCGGAGUUGUGGGAAGAUCUUCUGCUCCCGCUGCUCAUCGCACUUGGCGCCUCUGCCCCAUUUCAGGCAACUGAAGCCAGUUCGCAUUUGUACGCACUGCUACACCACCCACUUGCCUUCCACCAGCAAAAAUGACGAUUGCUUGUGAGCAUAACCUCUGGAUUGGGUCUUCAACAAAUACCACCAGUGCCUGAAGAAACAUGAGAUGGGAAGGCAGCCACAGCCUGUACUUGUGGGAGCAACCACACAUGUGACGUGUCUUAUUAGGAUGCACGUGGGAGCUCUCCGAAGGGCUUUUGGUGGCCAGGGCUUGGAGAGGGGGAGUGCAUGGAAGAGGGAACUCCAAGGCUUCAUAGAUGGGGAUGAAAUCUUCCAUGUUUAAUGUAAAGAACACUUAGGGCUCAUUUGGCUGGAGCUAGAAUUCACUGCAGAAAACCUUUGGGAAACUCUUCUAAACGCCAUGAAAGCUUCUUUCCCCCGUGUUCUCUUUUCCUGUGAUGGAGUGAACUCUGGUCCCUGUAGGCAUUGUCUGGUGCUGGUUACCUGGCUUUUGGCAGAGCCUAAGGAUAAUCUUCUGUGCUACAGAUGUAUUUUUUUACAAACCUGUGAGGUUGCAUUACCAGAUUGGGUAUCAGUGCAAUAGGGGCGUUAGGGUGCCUUUGACUGGAACUAAACGGCAAGCUCUCGCAUCCAGCUACGACUGCCUUGUGGAGGAUAGCCAUGAUCUUUUUGGUCACCAGCUUCUGAUGUAGCGAAGGGCUUCAAUGAUCUACAUACGCAAUGUACUUUCUGUCAAAUUCUCUUGCCACACCGUUGUGUGGAAGAUUCUUUGGAAACCUCUCUAGGAGACUUACAGCUCCUCCUUUUUGAGACCAGUCUGAGCUGGUUAUUCUCCUGAAUACUUGAAUAAAUGCUGUCUAUUACUAUG